Molecule: messenger RNA, 6077 nt
Organism: Ceutorhynchus assimilis (cabbage seed weevil)
Lineage: Eukaryota; Metazoa; Arthropoda; Insecta; Coleoptera; Curculionidae
Source: the annotation of a GenBank genome assembly
UUCUUUUUGGGAUGCUUUAUAUCUGUUCAGUACAAGGUCACUGUUAGGGAACAAUUUAUGUCUUUUAUAAUAAUAGUCACGUUGCUUUAAUAAGCGAUGUAAUCUUAUGUUAAACCAUGGUGCGCUAUUCUUCCGAAACCUGCUGACAUACGAUUUAUGAUAUAAACAGUUUAGAUAUGUUCGAAUUAUUUCAUCGCACAGCAGGUUAGGAUCAUUCCAUAAAACAUUAUUCAACUAUAUUAAGCCUCUUUGAAAUGCAGCUUUAUUUAGAUUGGUUAAAGUGUAAGUACGACUAUGAAGAUAGCCCUUUUUAUUUAGGUCCACACUCAAAAACUGCAGCCGAUGAUCAGACAAAGCACAAUCCGUCAACGAAAGUUUGUUGCUGUACUUUAGAUUAUUUGUUAUCACAUAGUCAAUCAAAGUACUAGUGUUGCUUAUCACUUUUGACGGAACAGUCUGAUUAAUAAUUGCAAAACCAUUGGAAUCCGUUGUGUGCUGAAGUAAAUCUCGAUGAAUGUUAUUAUUUAAGAAGUCGACAUUAAAGUCACCCAGUAUCCAUGAAGUUUUAUUUUUGCCAGAGAGGGUAUUAGCCUGCUCAUCCAGAAUCCCCAUGAAGGUGUUGUAAUCAAAGUGAGGCCUAUAGACAGCUCCAACAAUAAUAUCCACCUCCUCAACACAAACAAAGACCAUAGAACAAUCAGCUUCACAUUUCGCAAUUUCCUGAAAAGUAUAAACAUCUCUCAGUAAUAUUCCCACUCCACCGCCUCUUUUAUUUCUACUGACAUACACUGACUGAUAACCAUGGAAAUUAAAGUAAUUCUCUUCAUCUGAGGAAAGCCAGGACUCUGCAAUAACAACAGCAUCCGGAAGAUCCAAACUAUUAAACAAUGAUUCCAACUCACCCAUCUUGUUCCUCAUAGACCGAGCAUUGAUGUAAAGAAUAUUGAAAUGUGAUGUAGAAGUGUAUGAUAUAUUACUAGACUUAAGGUCAAAGUUAGCAACAAACUUAGCUUCCUGAUGUACCCCAGCCAUUGUUGAUGUAAUUACCCUAUCAAUAAGAAAAAAUGUAUUUCAAAUUCACUUAUGCAAAUCAUUAAUUAUAUCCUCAUUAUAAACACAUAUUGCUGGACAGUUGUCAUUCUUCUUUAUGAAGACCCUUCCAUUCUUAGACCAACAGUACUUGAAUUGUUUUUCCUUCUUAAGCUUGUAAGCCAUUUUAAACAAAUUGUUGUUAAAGAAAGUUAAUUGUUCAUUAAAAUAAAUAUUGGUGCUAUUAGUUUCACCCUGAUUACUUCGGAGCAAACUUGAUUCCAAUUUACGCUUUCUCCUAAGAUUUAAGAAGUGAUUCUUCUGUUCGACAGUUGUAAACUUAGCUAUGAUCAUCGGGCCUGACUUUGUAUCCUUCCUUGAACACUCCGUAAGCUCCUGACCAUCAAAAUUGCAGCCCAACAAAUCAUUUGCCAGUUCCAUGACAACGUUUUUAGGGUUCUCAUUUUUUAUUUUUGUACCUAUAAUUUCCACACUGGUACAGCAAUCUUUGAUUUCUAACUCAUGAACUCUUUUUUCCAGAUCUUUAACCUUUGUCUGUAGUUUAACAUUUUCUUGCUUAACUUCUUUUAGUUCCUUCAGUGGCUUCUGAUUUUUUAGAGUAAGUGCAUCAAAUUUGUCGCUCAAGAAAGUCAUAGACUCCUCAAGUUUCUGCAAUGUUUGCAAUAAAUCCACUGAUAUUCCAGGUACCUGAGUCUCCACAACAUCCUUGGAUGCCUUUGCCAAGCUUUUAGAACAAGGCUGACACUUUACUACAUUGCCCUUCAUAGCACCGCUCUUUUUGGCACAGCUAUCAUGGUAGAAGACUGCAUUGCAUAUACUGCAUUUUACAAAAUCUAUCACCUUUUUUUUGCAAUAAUAGCACAUUUUUUCUACAGGACACAUUUUUUUAUGAUGUUGUGCUAGCAGUCUAAUCAAUUCAGCUGCAAACAAUAAUCAAUGAACAGUUGUUCAUAUAAAAAUAAUGAUAUUGGUUUGUUUAUGUUAUACUGAUAAACAUCAAACUAAAUCUGCAUAUUAUUAAAAACCCAGAGAAUACAAUGCUUUUUUUUCUCAAAUAUUCAAAUGCACACAAAGAAAACGCCAAUACCCUGAAGCUUGCAAUAGGCUUUCACUAAACAAAUUAAUGUUUACGUAACUUUGGCCAACGGAUUAUCAAUCACAAAAACUCGACUCACAAACUGAUACCAAAAAUAACAAUUAAAACAAACUUUGGACCAUUAAAAUUCACCAAAUAUUGACCACGAUUUGGCAAACGAUAUCUUCUUCAACACCGUUUAUUUUGACCUAAAAUAAAUUGCUUUUCAAAUAAGCCAGGGAAAAAAUAAAAACGAUUUUACAAAAUUUCGGUUUUUUCCGAAUAUCUCCGGAAGUAUUCGGAAUCUUUCUAGUUUCAAAACGGCAUUCUAUUGGUCAUAAAAUUACGUAACUUUGCCAUAAUUUAACCGACUCCGUUUAUCUUACGGUUACCGAAAUCCCAAUGAUGAGGCUCGAAUUUGGGCUACCCUGUACAUUUUCGAGCUCUUUUUUUGAGAAAAUAACAAUGGCGAAGACAAAUCACGGCUAACUUGAUGCGUUUAGGAAAUACAGGGCACUUUUCAAAUUUUGCACGAUUUUAGAAGUCCUUCUAAUUUCUUUAUUAAUCAAGAUAUCCAAAAACGAAAAAUACUUUCUAUAGGCAGUUUUUCAAGGAGAAUCCAGUGGCAUGACCAAUUUUUCUCCAAAUGCCUCCGAUUUUGGAAUAUUGACCAAAGUUGUGUUUUUUUUAAUUGGGACACCCCGUAUAUUAUUUUUUUAUUGAAAAGCUCUUUGUGAGCUGAUUUCAAUAAGAUUUUAUACCUUUACCUUCUAUUCUAUAAGUUUUGGAGGAAAAAAAAUUAAUUCCGUUUUUCCAUAAAAAACAAUGAGCUAGAGAGAGAUACACCGGCGUAUCCAGCCCAUGCGUCUGGGGGGGGGGGGGGGGGUAAUCAGCCCAUUUUUUUUCGGGUGCCACGCCCAAAAACGUUUACUUUGAGCCUUCAAAACAUUUUUUUUCUACGAGAGUAAGGACAAUUGAACCCUAUGCUGGAACAACGUUGUAAACGACAAUGUAUAAAAACGGUAUAUCCAUGGAACUAAGUUGUAUGUACCCUGGAUAAUUCGCCAAUAGUGGGGUCAUAGGAUAUUUUUUUUUUGAUGAGUUGUUGAUGCCAUUUCAAAAGGCCCAGUAUGUCCUUUUUGUGGAACAACGUUUUAAGUGCAACCUUGCCCUAGUUUCGCGCUUGUUUGGUAUAUUUGGCGUUUGAAACGUUGUUCCAGCAUAGGGUUCAAUUAAACAGUGCGGAAAAUCGAUUUUCUUGCACGGUGGGGCGAAAUUUUUUCCUCACGGAUAUCGGUGCGGAAAAAUAUGUUCCGCACUGCUGUCAAAAAAAAAAAACAAUAAAUUACUACAAAUUAUGUAGGUAUAUGUACCUACUUAUUUCCGCACGUCUGUAGAAAAACUAUUGUACCUAACACAUGCGGAAAAUCUGUUUUCCGAACUCGGCUGCUUCACAGAAUUCCGCUACGCGUUUUUCGGUGAACGACAGACUCGUGCGGAAAAAUUUAUUUUCCGCGCUUGUUAGGUAAAUAUAUUCUGUACUACCAACAAAUAACGAAACCGAACUCUGAUAGCGAAUUCCAUUGGAAUAAGGGUUAGUGCGCACUGAGUGUAUUUGUGUCCUAUUCUACCAGCUUGUAUAAGAAAGAGAUAGAAAUAAAUUUUUUUGCACUGAUUUUACCAAUGGAAUUCGCUACGAGAUUCGCCUUAAACUUUUUAAUUAUAGUGAAAAGAAAAAUUAUAAAAAAUAGAUUUAUUUGUAAGGUGUAGGGUACAUUUUUUUCGUCCAUUGCAACGAUCUUGGGGGGGGGGGGGGGGUAAUUACCCCCAUUACCCCCCCCCCUUGUAUACGCCGGUGGAGAGAUAAGUCAUUAAAUAAAUUAUGUUUUGCCUAUUUAUCACCCCCGAUUCAUAGUUCAAAUUAAAAAAAAAUUAGUUUCUUGUGGAAAAAACGGAAUUUAUUUUUUUCUCCAAAACUAUUGAAGGUAAAGGUAUAAAAUCUUAAAUCUUAUAUCAUUGAAAUCAGCUCACAGAGAGCUAUUCAACGAAAAAAUAAUAUAUGGGGUGUCCUAUUUGAAGAAAUACAACUUUGGUCAAUAUUCCAAAAUCGGUGGCAUCUGGAAAAAAAUUGGUCAUGCUACUGGAUUCUACUUGAAAAACUGCCUAUAUUCGUAUUUGGAUUUCUUGAAUAAUAAGGAUAUUAGAGUCUUUUAAAAUUCGACAAAAUUUGAAAUUUGCCCUGUAUUUCCUAAACGCAUCAAGUUAGCCGUAAUUUGUCUUCGCCAUUGUUAUUUUCCCAAAAAAAGAGCUCAAGAAUGUGCUCCCAGAUUUUUGAUAUCUCUGCUGGUUUUUGAUAUAGCCCAUUAAAACAUCGAAAAUGGGCCACCCUGUACACUUGGCCAAACAUAAAACUGGUAAAGACAAUAUAUAUUUUUUAAAUUUGCCUAGUGUGAGUCAAGCUUAACAACAAAAGUCAGACAGUUUUUGUCAACGUCAAAGCUGAACAAAAGAAAAUCCAACAUGUUUUUAUGUUAUGAUUGGUUUAAAUAUGACACUGACUUGACUCUUUUGUCAUUGUUAAGGUGAUUAAAAAGGUCGAUUUACAUAAUACAACACAAUAGGAAAAUGCAUACCAGUUUUAUGAUUGGCCAAGUGUACAGUUGUGAGCAUUAAAAAUGGAACACCCGAUUUUUCCUACUGUAAAACGGGCUCACCAUCUACACAGUACACACAAGACAUUAGCCGUACCCCGGUUUUGUCUUUAAAACAAAUGUGGCGGACAUCUUCAACAGCAAAAAGCCAAAAAAAUUGAAAUUUGAAAACUUGAAAUAAAAUUGAAAUCAAAAAAUCAAAAUAAUGUUUCUUGGAAGGUGUCAUUUGGGCAAGAUUCCUCUGCGGAUCAAGGAUCCUAAAGCUCAUAGGUUGUCUGGUAAUUGGGUAACUUUGAUAACGCAUCUGGAGUGCCUUAUGGAGAUUUGCAUUAUGUUGAGGCAUACAGAUGACGUCAUUAAAGUUAUCAGGCAACCUCCUCCUUUCAAAAAAUCUUGUCUGCGGAUCCAACCGUUCGGAAAAUGAACUAGCUCCACCUAGAUAGGUUACUACUCCUUGAACAGCUGGAUACUGUUCGAACCGAUCCUAGAUCAGCAGUGCUUCCGUAAGCAGAACUGAUUCUGAACUAAGUCGAACAAACCUAUUAUAGCAAGAGAUGUCGUAUCGAUAUUUCCUAACUCUAUUAUCGAUAUAAAAAAGCAGUAGAAGCAAAAAAAUAUCGUAUCGAUAGGUUUGAAUAUCAGCCCUUUUCUAGCCUUCAAAUCGGAGACAGUUAUAUCACAGGUUAUAUAUCAUUUUAAAAGUCAUUUUUUUGUGAACCAAAUUUAAAUUUUCAAGCAAAAAUCGUUAAAAAAUGGCUCAAGCUUUUCUAUCGACUUAUCAGAACCAUUACAGAUGGCGCUGGCAGCCGAGACCCCUUCCCUUUAUUCCAGGUAAAUUGACCAAUUUGGCGCUCCAAAAUGACUGCUGGAACUUAAAUUUGAACUUGGACCUUGACGAAGAGUUGGCAAACUUACCAAAAAUCAAACAAGCGAUUUAUAAUUUGUACUUGAAACGUAUGCGCACAACUUACAAAAUCUCCCAUUGCGAAAAUCUAAAACUGCCAAAAAAAUCGUCGGAAACCAACGUCGAAUUCAGCCAUCAGGACGAAUUCGAAAACGAAUUGUUGGAAUACUGUCACAAGUUGUACGGAUCUAAACAUAAAAAACCGAUUCCUCCGCUGAAUACAGCCAGAAAUGUUUUUGGUUACAUGCGGCCGGCAAGGCUGAUGACGUCGUUGACCAGCUACCAAAACGAUCACGGCAAAGUGGCUUAUAAAAUUUUGGUUGACAGUCACAAAGAUGAUUGGAAGAGUUGAGAAGUUGUUUAUUUAUAAUAAAGAUAUUGGAAAUUCCAGUAACAA